Molecule: messenger RNA, 7719 nt
Organism: Uranotaenia lowii
Lineage: Eukaryota; Metazoa; Arthropoda; Insecta; Diptera; Culicidae
Product: mucin-2-like
Exons: 1
Coding region: 1-7719 (2572 amino acids)
Source: RefSeq, a predicted model, not a curated record
AUGUCUUCAACCGAUGCAUCUUCAAUGGAACCAUCACCAACGGAAACAGUCACUGAAACAUCGACCGUAGAACAGACGUCUCCAGAGAUCAUCACUGAAACAACAACACCAGAAAUCACCAUCGAUACCGAAAUAACUCAAACCUCAUCUGAAGCAACCACUGAACCACCUACCGAGAAAACAAAUACUGUGGAAUCAACCACAGUAGAAAUUAUGAGUGAUACAACGUCAGAAAUUGAAACAACGGAAGGUACCUCGGAAACGGAAUCGUCCACUAGUGAAACAACCGUUGAUUUAACAACCCCUGGAAUAAUCACUGAAACUUCAACUAGGAGAGCAACCGGCUGGGACAUAACGACUGAAACAAUAACACUAGAAACAAUCACUGAAACAUUGAGUUCAGAAUCAGUAAACGUUGAGGAAACAACGGAGUCGUCACAAUCAACAACAUCAACGGAAACCCCCGAUACUGAGACAACAUCAACAGAUUCAUCAUCGUCCGAGUCGACAAUAAGCGACACUACAACUGCAGUUUCAACAUCCGAUGUACAAACGCAGACUGUAACUCUGGAAACAACAAGCGAAAGCAGGUUACCUGAAUCAACAACUUCAUCAUCGGAAAGUGAAGCAACAACGAUUCGACCAACACCUGUUGAAAUAACAGAAAGUUCUUCAACCGGAAGCGAAACAGUAACUGAAUCGACUGGUGAAACAACAAUACCAUCGGAAGAAACUUCAGGUAGUCCUGCGGAAACUACAACCCCCGAAACUCCCACCGAAACAACCACGGAAAUGCUAAUAGUGGACACAGUAACUGAACCAGAAACAACUUCACUGGAAACAUCGAGCGAAAAUCCAACACCUGAGCCCAAUUCUGUAGCUACAGAAGAUGAAGUUUCAACGAUUCAAUCAAUACCUGAAGAAACCACAGAACGUCCUUCAACAGAAGUGGAAACAUCAACUCAGUCGACAGAUGAAACAACACCACCAUCGGAAGAAAUUUCGGAGAAUGAAACGCGAACUACAGAUGAAACCACAACGUCUGAAUCAACUGAGUUUGUAACUACUCCACCUGAAACCACCACAGAGUUACUUAUAGUUGACACGGUUACUGAACCCGAAACCACUUCUCAGGAAACGACAAGUGAUGAUUUAACACCCGAAACAACGACUACUUCAACAGAAAUUUUAAUGACAACGCAGGAAACAACACCCGAAGAAAUAACAGAACGUCCUUCAACAGAAGUGGAAACAUCAACUGAGUCGACAGAUGAAACAACGCCACCAUCGGAAGAAAUUUCGGAGAAUGAAACGAGAACUACAGAUGAAACCACAACGUCUGAAACAACUGAGUUUGUAACUACUCCACCUGAAACAACCACAGAGUUACUAAUAGUUGACACGGUUACUGAACCCGAAACCACUUCUCAGGAAACGACAAGUGAUGAUUUAACACCCGAAAUAACAACUACUUCAACGGAAGUUUUAAUCACAACGCUGGAAACAACACCCGAAGAAAUAACAGAACGUCCUUCAACAGAAGAUGAGCCAGUAACUGAGUCGACAGAUGAAACGACACCACCAUCGGAAGAAAUUUCGGAGAAUGAAACGCGAACUACAGAUGAAACCACAACUGAGUUUGUAACUACUCCACCUGAAACCACCACAGAGUUACUAAUAGUUGACACGGUUACUGAACCCGAAACCACUUCUCAGAAAACGACAAAUGAUGAUUUAACACCCGAAACAACAACUACUUCAACAGAAAUUUUAAUGACAACGCUGGAAACAACACCCGAAGAAAUAACAGAACGUCCUUCAACAGAAGAUGAACCAGUAACUGAAUCGACAGAUGAAACGACAUCACCAUCGGGAGAAUCUUCAGAUAGCUCAACAGAAACUAUAUUCGAAACCACAACUUCUGAGACUUCUAAGGUUGAAACAACUGCUUUUGAAACAACCACAACAACUCAAACAGAAGGCACUAAAACUGAACCCAAAUUGACAUCACGGGAAACAACAGAUGUAUCGACUAUUGAAUCAACAAUGGACACUACAACCGAUAAUGUACCCUCCGAAUCACCAACCCCAUCAACAGAAGUUGCAGGAACAACCAUGGAAACAGCACCUGAAGAAAUAACGGAACGUUCUUCAUCUGAAAGCGAAUUAGUAACUAGGCCGGCAGAUGAAACAACAAAACCACCGGAAGAAAAUUCGGAAAGCAUAACGGAAACUACAACUAAGACAACUGAGUUUGAAACCUCUGCUCCUGAAACGACCACAGAAAUGCUAAUAGUUGACACGGUUACUGAACCAGAAUCGACUUCACCGGAAACAUCAAACGGAAUUGUAUCAUCAGAACCAACAAUUCCAAACACAAAUGAUGAAGUUUCAACUGUUCGAACAACACCUGAAGAAAUAACAGCACGCCCUAUAACAGAAGGUGAAACAGUAACCGAUUCAACGUCUGGCACAACAGAGUAUGAAACCACUCCUCCUGAAACAACCACGGAAAUGCUUACAGUUGACACGGUUACUGAGCCAGAAACCACCACACAGGAAGAAUCUACAGAGACAAGUGAGUUGGAGACAACUCCUCCUGAAACGACUACAGAAAUACUUACAGUUGACACGGUCACAGAAUCAGAAACCACACCCCAGGAAACAACAACACCAUCGCUAGAAAUUUCAGAAACUGACGCAGACACUACAUAUGAAAUAACACCAUCUGAGGCAACUGAACUUGAAAUCACCACGCCUGAAACAACCACAGAAUUGCUUAUUGUAGACACUGUUACUGAACACGAAACAACAACACAAGAAACAACUGAAAAUGAAACACACGAAUCAACAGUUCCAUCAACUGAUGUUGUAAUUACAACGAUUGAAACAACAUCUGAAGAUAUAACAGAACAUUCCUCAAAUGAAUCAACAACACCUUCGGAAGAAACUUCAGCUGGGUCGACAGAAACUACGGAUGGAACCGUAACGCCAGGGACAAGUGACUUCGAGACAACACCCACUGGAACGACUACAGAAACACCAAUAAUAGACACUGAUACGGAGCCCGAAACGACAUCACGCGGAACAAAAGAUGAAACGACUAUCGAGUCCACAACCAUGGAAACAACACCACCUGAAGAAAUAAGUGAACUAGUUACUGGUUCGACAGAUGAAACUCCACCACCAUCGCAAGAAAUUUCAGAAAGUGAUGCAGACACUACGUAUAAAACAACACCAUCUGAGGCAACUGAGUUUGAAACCACCACGUCUGAAACAACUACAGAAAUGCUGGUAGUAGACACUGUUACUGAACCCGAAACAACAACACAAGAAACAACUGACGAAACGACUAUUGAGUCGACAAUGGAAACGUCAACAGAAAAUGAAACACCCGAAUCAACAGCUCCAUCAACUGAUGUUGUAAUAACAACGAUUGAAACAACAUCUAAAGAUAUAACAGAACAUUCCUCAGAUGAAUCAACAACAGCUUCGGAAGAAACUCCAGCUGUGUCGACAGAAACUACGGAUGAAACCGUAACGCCAGAGACAAGUGACUUCGAGACAACACCGACUGCAACGACUGCAGAAACACCAAUAAUAGACACUGAUACAGAGCCCGAAACGACAUCACAGGGAACAAAAGAUGAAACGACUGUCGAGUCCACAACCAUGGAAACAACACCACCUGAAGAAAUAAGUGAACUAUUCACUGGUUUGACAGAUGAUACUACAACAACAUUACAAGAAAUUUCGGAAAGUGAUGCAGACACUACGUAUAAAACAACACCAUCUGAGGCAACUGAGUUUGAAACCACCACGUCUGAAACAACUACAGAAAUGCUGGUAGUAGACACUGUUACCGAACCCGAAACAACAACACAAGAUACAACUGAUGGAACGACUAUUGAGUCGACAAUGGAAACAUCAAGCGAAAAUGAAACACCCGAAUCAACAGCUCCAUCUACUGAUGUUGUAAUAACAACGAUUGAAACAACAUCUGAAGCUAUAACAGAAUAUUCUUCAACCGUAAGUUACACAAUUACUGGGUUGACAGAACCAGCAAAUGAAACAACGGUAGUUGAGUCUACAACACAAGACACAACUGCAGUAACCACAUCAUUCGAAACAACAACGACUACGCCUUGCCCUGAAACCAAAACCACUGACUCAACAACAGAAUCAACAACAGUCGAAAUAACAACGACAACGCCUUGCCCCGAAACCACAACCACUGAAUCAACAACACAAAAGACAACUACAGAAUCUACGACAGUGAAAAUAACUACGACGACGCCUUGUCCUGAAGUCACGACUACCGAGUCUACAACUCAAGAAUCAACUACAGUAUUUACAACAGUCGAAACAACAACGACGACGCCUUGUCCUGAAACCACAACCGAUGAAUCAACAACACAAGAGACCACUACAGAAUCUACGACAGUGGAAAUAACAACUACGACGCCUUGUCCUGAAGUCACGACUACUGAGUCUACAACUCAAAAACCAACUACAGAAUCUACAACAAUGGAAACAACAACGACGACGCCUUGUCCUGAAAUCACGACUACAGAGUCCACAACUCAAGAACCAACUACAAUAUCUACAACAAUCGGAACGACAACGACGACGCCUUGUCCUGAAAUCACAACACAAGAGACAACUGCAGGAUCUACAACACUAGAAACAACAACAACAACGCCUUGUCCAGAAACCACAACCACUAAAUCAACAACACAAGACACCACUACAGAAUCUACAACCUUAGAAAUAACAACGACAACGCCGUGUCCUGAGUUCACAACCACUGAAUCUACAACAUUUGAAACAACAGAGACAACGCAUUGUUCUGAAAUGACAACCACUGAGUCUACAACACAAGAGACAACUACAGAAUCUACAACCUUAGAAAUAACAACGACGACGCCUUGUCCUGAAAUCACAACCACUGAAUCAACAACACAAAAAACAACUACAGAAUCUAUAACAAUGGAAACAACAACGACGACGCCUUGUCCUGAAACCACCACAACUGAAUCAACAACACAAGAGACAACUACAGAAUCUACAACCUUAGAAAUAACAACGACGACGCCUUGUACAGAAACCACAACCUCUGAAUCAACAACACAAGAGACAACUACAGAAUCUACAACAACAACGACGCCGUGUACUGAAUCCACAACCACUGAAUCAACAACACAAGAGACAACUACAGAAUCAUUAACAUCGACAACGCCUUCUACUGAAUCCACAACCACUGAAUCAACAACACAAGAGACAACUACAGAAUCUACAACAACGACGACGCCUUGUACUGAAACCACAACAACUGAAUCAACAACACAAGAGACAUCUACAGAAUCUUCAACAUUGGAAAUAACAACGACGACACCUUGUACUGAAACCACAGCCACUGAAUCGACAACACAAGAGACAACUACAGAAUCUACAACAACGACGACGCCUUGUACUGAAACCACAAUCACUGAACCAACAACACAAGAGACAACUACAGAAUCUACGACACUAGAAACAACAACAACGACACCUUGUAUUGAAUCCACUACCACUGAACCAACAACACAAGAGACAACUACAGAAUCUACAACAACGACGACGCCUUGUACUGAAACCACAACCCCUAAAUCAACAACACAAGAGACAACUACAGAAUCUACUACAACGACGACGCCUUGUACUGAGACCACAACCACUGAAUCAACAACACAAGAGACAACUACAGAAUCUACAACAACGACGACGCCUUGUACUGAGACCACAAUCACUGAAUCAACAACACAAGAGACAACAACAGAAUCUACAACAACGACGACGCCUUGUACAGAAACCACAACCCCUGAAUCAACAACACAAGAGACAACUACAGAUUCUACAACAACGACGACGCCUUGUACUGAAACCACAACCACUAAACCAACUACACAAAAGACAACUACAGAAUCUACAACAACGACGACGCUUUGUACUGAGACCACAAUCACUGAAUCAACAACACAAGAGACAACUACAGAAUCUACAACAUCGACGACGCCUUGUACUGAAACCACAACCUCUGAAUCAACAACACAAGAGACAACUACAGAAGCUACAACAACGACGACGCCUUGUACUGAGACCACAACCACUGAAUCAACAACACAAGAGACAACUACAGAAUCUACAACAACAACGACGCCUUGUAUUGAGACCACAACCACUGAAUCAACAUCACAAGAGACAACUACAGAAUCUACAACAACGACGACGCCUUGUACUGAAACCACAACCCCUGAAUCAAUAACACAAGAGACAACAACAGAAUCUACAACAACGACGACGCCUUGUACUGAGACCACAAUCACUGAAUCAACAUCACAAGAGACAACUACAGAAUCUACAACAACGACGACACCUUGUACUGAAACUACAACAACUGAAUCAACAACACAAGAGACAACUACAGAUUCUACAACAACGACGACGCCUUGUACUGAAACCAUAACCCCUGAAUCAACAACACAAGAGACAACUACAGAAGCUACAACAACGACGACGCCUUGUACUGAGACCACAACCACUGAAUCAACUACACAAGAGACAACAACAGAAUCUUCAACAACGACGACGCCUUGUAUUGAGACCACAACCACUGAAUCAACAACACAAGAGACAACUACAGAAUCUACAACAACGACGACGCCUUGUACUGAAACCACAACCCCUGAGUCAACAACACAAGAGACAACUACAGAAGCUACAACAACGACGACGCCUUGUACUGAGACCACAACCACUGAAUCAACAACACAAGAGACAACUACAGAAUCUACAACAACGACGACACCUUGUACUGAAACCACAACCACUGAAUCAACUACACAAGAGACAACUACAGAAUCUUCUACAACGACGACGCCUUGUACUGAGACCACAACCACUGAAUCAACAACACAAGAGACAACUACAGAAUCUACAACAACGACGACGCCUUGUACUGAAACCACAACCACUAAAUCAACAACACCUGGAACUACAACAGCGACAAUGCCUUGUACUGAAACCAUAAUCACUGAAUCAACAACACAAGAGACAACUACAGAAUCUACAACAACGACGAUUCCUUGUACUGAGACCACAACCACUGAAUCAACUACACAAGAGACAACAACAGAAGCUACAACAACGACGACGCCUUGUACUGAAACCACAACCACUAAAUCAACAACACCUGGAACUACAACAGCGACGACGCCUUUUCCUGAAUCCACAUUCACUGAAUCAACAACAAGUGAGGCCACUACAUCGGAACCUUGCACUGAAAUAGAAACAGUUGUGUUUACAACAAAACAUGAAUCAUCCACUGAUACAACAUCAUCCACACCCUGUAAAGAAUCGGAAGCAACUGCAGCAACACCCCCGGAAACGGAGACUACAGAGACAGCCUGCGAACCAGAAGAAGAAGACUCAGAAACAGCUCCUAGUCGACAUAGCGUGCGCAGCAUCUCUAACAAGGACAAUCUGGCGGUUAGUCAAGGUCGCUGGGAACUUCCCGGGUACGAUGUGUUCUACCAUCAGUACGAAGAUGACGCACAGACUGCUAAAAAUCCCGGACUGAACGCACACCUAAGUUUGCUGCUCGAAUAUCCGCGAUCCGUCAUGAUCAAUGCGAUCUCCAGAAAACGUCCUCAUCCCAGCGUAUCGACUGCAACAUCCUAG